Trichomycterus rosablanca is the source of this 1524-nucleotide messenger RNA. It is a transcript of the gene tmem220, whose product is annotated as transmembrane protein 220. The record is from RefSeq and is a predicted model, not a curated record. NCBI's taxonomy places the organism in Eukaryota, Metazoa, Chordata, Actinopteri, Siluriformes, Trichomycteridae. The coding region runs from base 135 to 641 and encodes 168 amino acids. The transcript has 6 exons.
UGCAGCAAAAGCGAUGUUCGCUUUUAAACCCGUAUUUACGGUCAUUCUUGUAGGCACAUGAACUCUGCACUACAUACACGGAUACUAGUCGUGGAUUGUUUUUAUCAUAUUAAAUGAUAUAAUAUUUAUAAUAUAUGAUGGCUGUAGAUAUUAAAGGACAGUUUAUUGUGACCGUGUGGAGAUUAUGUAACUUUAUAAUGUCGCUGUUCUUCUCUUUAGCUUCUUUUGUACAGAUAAACGACCCAGAUGCCAGUCUGUGGAUGGUUGGAUAUGCAGUUCCAGCGGGUCUGUGCUUUUUAAUCAGCUGCCACCCACAAAUAACAGGGACAUUAGCAUGGAGGAGAGUGGCUGAUUUACACUUGAUGGUGGCCACAGCAUUCGGAUCUAUGCUUGGCUGGACUCUUUAUAAAAACGGGCUUACACACAUCUUCCACCAAGAAGAAGGAAGGGAAUUCAGUGGUCUGUUGCUGACGGUGAUCUGGCUGCUUAUGUGUCGACAUUCUGGACGGAGUGGCGUCGGUGCUGUGAGAGUGUUCACUGCUGUAGGAAUCACUGCAUUUCCCAUCAUCGCCUGGCUUUAUUACUACAUUAAUAAAGAACUAAGAGCUGACUGGCCAUCACACUGCACCACUGCACUGUAGAACAUCCACACUGCAUUACAAUGCUAGACCAAACACUCUUGACCAAACACUGAAGUGGCUGUUUAUCACAAAACUAUGACAUGUUUUGCAUUUGAACAAUGCAGGAACAUUGGAGACAUACAACUGCUAAAUUCUACCCAAUGCACCAUUACAUUUACAUUUACAUUUUCUGCAUUUAGCAGAUGCUUUUAUCCAAAGCGACUUACAGUACUGUGACAGUUUAUACUGUCUAAGCAAUCUGGGGUUAAGGGCCUUGCUUAAGGACCCAACAGUGACAACCUGGCAGUGGUGGGGCUUGAACCAGCGACCUUUUGAUUACUAGUCCAGUACCUUAACCACUAUGCUACAACAUGUUCUUGCUGCUCUGUCAGAAGAGAGAAAAUAAAUGCUUAGCUGGUGAAUAAAUGAAUGUAUAAGCAAUGCUUCUAGAUUCUGGUCCAUCAUUUGGAGGUUAGUGUAUAGUCAAGAGUUCAGCUGGUGAUGUUAAGAAAUGGGCAACUGAGCUUAGUUUCCAUGCAACAUUAUUGAUUAUCAACAUCUUGGUGUCAUUAAAAUCAGUGGAAGGAAGUAAUUCUUUUGAUAAAUACCUAAAUGUAUUUUAAUCAUGGUCUUAAACAGGAGCUUUUAACCCUAUGGUUGCUCCCCAACCUCACCCAGUGCAUUGUGCAUUAAUUAAAUCAAUAUUGCUUGUGGGUUUCCAAAUACUGCGAUGGCAUAAGUCAUUAUAAGUUCCUAAUACACUUUGUAUACAAUAAAGGAAUGAAUAUAUGUUUAAUUACAUAUAAUGUGUAAGAUGCUUCAUUUGUAAUUUAAAAAUGGAAUCAUAUUUUGUAAAACAAUGUUAAUAAAACAUUGCCUGAUUUUUCUAUUUAGGCUGAUUUGA